UAUGUCAGAAGCCGCGGGGGCGGGGCGGCACAGCUCAGCUUCUGACAUCACCCUCUUAUUAUCACGGCAAGCAGGCUUGACUUAGCACCCUUAUCUGAGGCAGCUUGGAGGACAGCUGGCUAAAAGGUACCUGGAAUCAAACAUGGGAUACUGGGAGAGGGAGAGACGAAAACAACGUCUCAGUUUCUCCGAGGCUGACAGAGGCUCCUGAGAGCGGCUUCAGAACUUCUUUCCAGCUGGCCCUUGAAAGCGGUGCCUGGAAGGGCAGAGGCUCAGAGGGAUAAACAGUGCUGCUGUCUCCAGCUCCUCGGGGUCAGGAGCAGCCUGCUCAGAAGGAAGUGGCAUUCCUCUGACCCCAGUGUUCCCACAGCCCCCCACCGGAUGGUAGAUCGUGGGGCUGCGCCCUUCCCCACCCUUGGGAACUCCGUCAAGUGGUAAUCUUUAUCUUGCCAGUUUGUCCACGUGCUUGACCAGUGGGGUUUCACUUUUGCAAACAUUUGUUUAUCUCUUGAGAGAAAAAUAUCAAGCAGCCUGCCCCAAGAACGCUGUUUCGCCUGUUCCAGUUCAAGCCGUGAGCAAGGGCAGCCGGAGAUGGAUAAUUACACAGCGUCCCCAGAGGAUGAGUAUGAUGUCCUCAUAGAGGAUGACCUGGACAGCAGUGAGAUGGACCCAGUCCUCACCCCCAAGUUCCUCUCUGACCAGCAGGUCCUGCAGAUCUGCUGCACUGUGUUUGCGAUGGGUCUCCUCACCAACGCGCUGGCUGUGUUUAUCCUGGUGAGAUACAAAGGAUUCAAGAAUGUGUGGAACAUCUACUUGCUUAACCUGGCGCUUUCCAGUGUGUGUUUCCUGCUUCCCCUGCCAUUCUGGGCACACACUGCUGCACACGGGGAAAGCCCUGGCAAUGGGACUUGUAAAGUUCUUGUUGGACUUCACUCCACCGGCUUAUACAGCGAGACACUUUUCAACAUCGUUCUCCUCAUGCAAGGGUACAAGGUGUUUUCCCAAGCGAGGCUGGCCUCCAUCUUCACGAAGGUGCCCAGUAGUGUUGCUAUAAGUGUCCUAGCAUGGGUCACAGCUCUUGUACUUGCUUUGCCUGAAGCUGUGUUUUAUCAGCUUCAGAUGGAAAGUCAGAAGCACAAAUGUGCCUUUGGCAAACCUCACUUUUUGCUAAUUGAGGAGCCAUUCUGGAAGCAUUUUCUGACUUUAAAGAUGAACAUUUUGGUCCUUGGUUUUCCUCUGGUGGUUUUUAUAUUCUGCUGUGGACAAAUGAGGAAAGUGCAGGCCUUCAGGGAGAGGCAGAACGACCUUCGAAAGCUGGCCUUUGUCACGAUGGGUGUGUUCCUUUUGAUGUGGGCACCCUACAAUAUUGUGCUCCUCCUGUCCCAGUUCCAGGAACACUUGUCCCUGCAGGAUGAGAAGAACAGCUCCCGCCUGGAUGCAAGUAUUCAAGUCGCACAGCUCGUGGCCGCCACCCACUGCUGCCUUAACCCUCUCAUCUGCUUGCUUCUUGACAAGGCCUUUGCGAGCUAUCUCUGCAGCCUCUUCCCACGCUGCAACGACGCCCCGUUUCAAAGUGGUGGGGACUCUCAUCGAGCAGCGCCAAGGGGAGGUCGUGACCAGCCCAUUGAGCUCUACAGUAGUUUGCAUCAAAGGCAGGACACAUAAACAC
Messenger RNA from Onychomys torridus (southern grasshopper mouse), 1669 nucleotides. RefSeq names its product C-C motif chemokine receptor like 2 (gene Ccrl2). Lineage: Eukaryota; Metazoa; Chordata; Mammalia; Rodentia; Cricetidae. Bases 592 to 1665 code for a protein of 357 amino acids. The transcript is spliced from 2 exons. Gene Ontology annotation, biological process: immune response; inflammatory response; G protein-coupled receptor signaling pathway. Gene Ontology annotation, molecular function: chemokine receptor activity. Gene Ontology annotation, cellular component: cytoplasm; membrane. The record is from RefSeq and is a predicted model, not a curated record.